UCCUUUGUCGGGGGAGGGGGACGGGGCGGGCCUCCAAGCCUCAGCCCUAGCAGGCGUCUGACCGCGGCGCGGGACACCGCGGUAUGGGGAAGGUGCAGCUCUUCGAGAUUCGCCUGAGGCAGGGCCGCGUCGUCUACAGUCCUGGAGAGCCGCUGGCCGGGGCCGUGCGCGUGCGCCUGGGAGCGCCACUGCCCUUCCGAGCUAUCCGGGUGACCUGCAUGGGUUCCUGUGGGGUCUCCAACAAGGCCAACGAUGGGGCAUGGGUGGUGGAGGAGAGCUACUUCAACAGCUCCCUGUCACUGGCUGACAAGGGAAGUCUGCCGGCUGGAGAGCACAACUUCCCCUUUCAGUUCCUGCUUCCUGCCACAGCACCCACAUCUUUUGAGGGACCCUUUGGGAAGAUUGUGCACCAGGUGAGGGCCUCCAUCGAUACUCCACGUUUUUCCAAGGAUCACAAAUGUAGCCUCGUGUUCUACAUCCUGAGCCCCUUGAACCUGAACAGCAUCCCAGAUAUUGAGCAACCCAACGUGGCCUCUACUACCAAGAAGUUCUCCUACAAGCUGGUGAAGACGGGCAAUGUGGUUCUCACAGCUAGCACUGACCUUCGUGGCUAUGUGGUGGGACAGGUGCUUCGGCUGCAGGCUGACAUUGAGAACCAGUCAGGCAAGGACACCAGCCCUGUGGUGGCCAGCUUGCUGCAGAAGGUGUCCUAUAAGGCCAAGCGCUGGAUCUACGACGUCCGAACCAUUGCAGAGGUGGAGGGUACGGGUGUCAAGGCCUGGAGGCGUGCUCAGUGGCAAGAACAGAUCCUGGUGCCUGCCCUGCCCCAGUCAGCCCUGCCUGGCUGCAGCCUUAUCCACAUCGACUAUUACCUGCAGGUUUGGUGUUGUCCGGGGCUGGGUGGCCUGAGGCUAGGCGACCUUGACCUGACUCCUCAAUACCUGCAUUCUUUCCAGGUCUCCAUGAAGGCACCUGAAGCCACCGUGACUCUCCCGCUCUUUGUUGGCAAUAUUGCUGUGAACCAAACCCCACUGAGCCCCUGCCCAGGCCCAGGGUCUUCUCCUGGGGCCCUGUCCCCAGUGGUGCCCUCUGCACCGCCCCAGGAAGAGGCUGAGGCGGUGGCUAGCGGCCCCCACUCCUCAGACCCGGUUUCCCUCUCUACCAAGAGCCAUUCUCAGCAGCAGCAGCCACUGUCCACCACCACGUCGGGUUCUGUGUCUGUCGCCACCGUCGAUCCCUGUGUUCAGGUUGGAAGUCCUGCUGGCCAUUCUCUGCACCCUCCCUUGUGCAUCUCUAUAGGUGCCACCGUCCCCUACUUUGCAGAAGGCUCGGGGGGCCCAGUACCCACCACCAGCGCCUUGAUCCUCCCCCCAGAGUACAGUUCAUGGGGCUACCCCUAUGAGGCUCCACCGUCCUAUGAACAGAGCUGUGGUGCCAGUACAGACCCUGGCCUGAUCCCAGGGAGCUGACCCUGGUGAGCUAACCCUAUGCCGCCUUCUUCGGUGGGCCUGGCCUUUGCCCUGGGAUGAGGUGCCCAGGGCCUCGUGCCUUUGCUCUCUUCCUGGCCCAGCUACUCAGGACCUGCAGCCAUCGGGAUGACCUCUGGUGGACCAGCCUCUCCGGGCUCCUCUGGAACUAAUCAGUCCUCUUCUCGAGAGGUUGGGAUAGGGCAGCAGGGGAUCUGGGACCUGGAGGGACUAUAAAUAAACAAAGCAUUUUAUUUGUA
Peromyscus eremicus (cactus mouse) is the source of this 1726-nucleotide messenger RNA. RefSeq names its product arrestin domain containing 1 (gene Arrdc1). The transcript has 7 exons. NCBI's taxonomy places the organism in Eukaryota, Metazoa, Chordata, Mammalia, Rodentia, Cricetidae. The record is from RefSeq and is a predicted model, not a curated record. Gene Ontology annotation, biological process: protein transport. The coding region runs from base 84 to 1469 and encodes 461 amino acids. Gene Ontology annotation, cellular component: cytoplasm. Gene Ontology annotation, molecular function: ubiquitin-like ligase-substrate adaptor activity; ubiquitin protein ligase binding.